This is a messenger RNA of Entelurus aequoreus (snake pipefish), 2957 nucleotides long. It is a transcript of the gene cables2b, whose product is annotated as Cdk5 and Abl enzyme substrate 2b. The record is from RefSeq and is a predicted model, not a curated record. The transcript has 10 exons. Bases 99 to 1691 code for a protein of 530 amino acids. Gene Ontology annotation, biological process: regulation of cell cycle. Lineage: Eukaryota; Metazoa; Chordata; Actinopteri; Syngnathiformes; Syngnathidae.
UUAAAGCCGCCUCGCGCCGGGUAAAAAAAAGGAUUUGACAGUUGCAAGUUGCGAGUGUUUGUGCUUCCCCGCUCGUCUUCCUCCGUGGGACACGCAGCAUGGCGGCGGCUGCUGCUGGUACCAGCGGCCAGCACGUCACCGCAAUUUCGGCCUCUAAAAAAACACAGACUCGGGAGCAAAUCCGGAGGAACCGUGAGAAUUCCAACCGCAGACAAGCUGCUCUUUUGUUCCUGAGUAACAUCUCCUUGGACGGGCGGCCGGUUCAAAUCAGCCCGGCUGAGAAUGGAGGGAGUCUCCGGCACAAUGAGAGCGACCAGGGAGGUGCCGGACUUGCUUCUACGGCGGCAGGACUUUAUCCGGAGCCAAGUAACAAGAAGGAUAGCUCCGGGACAUCCGCGACUUUGUCAGCUUCUGUCAGCUGCGUGGAAGUGAAAACAUCCACGACGCCGCGGGCAGGCGUGGGGUUCCUCACUGUGCCGCCUAUCCUGGUCCUGCCCUCGGACACGGAGAGUGCGGAUCUGAUGCUCGACCAUCCGAGAGACUGUGUCCUCCUGGCCGCCAACAGCAACCUGCUGUCGCCUUCAGCGUCCAACAGCAGCCUUCAGCCUUCGCCGGUGGGACCACGGAAGUCUUCCACGCUGUUGUCGGUACAGAGCUGUAACUCCGUGUCCUCCGAGCUGAGGCAAAGGACUCGUAAUCUGUCAGGCGGGUCUCCUAAGCCUCGACACGCCAAGAAGAUCCACUUCAUCAAAAACAUGAAACAGUACGACACAAGGGGUAGCAGGAUUGUGCUGAUCUGUGCUAAAAGAUCUCUCUGUGCUGCCUUCUCUAUUAUGCCCUAUGGAGAGAGUUUUUACCUCAGUGACCCAAUGUUGAAUCACCCCAGGAGGAGACACUCAUCCGGGAAUAUUUCCACGUCCUUGGAGAUGGGACUAGAGGGUUUUCACUUGGAUACCUAUGGCAGGUCGGUGUCAUAUGCCCAGUUCCUGUACCCCACUAACGCCCUGGUGAGGCAGAAGCCGUCUUCCACCAGCGACCUGACGCUACAAAUUCCCCUGUCUAGGAGCACUCAUAGCAUGCCAGGCAGGAGCUUUCCUCCGAGUAGGUUGAACAGCACUGUGGGACUGGACCUAGGACUGGAGGAUGUAACAGACUAUGACCCAAAUAUUCUCGGUGACCCCCAGUGGCCUUGUGGGAAACACAAACGUGUGCUGAUUUUUGCCUCCUACAUGACGACUGUCAUAGAAUACGUGAAGCCUUCAGACCUGAAGAAAGACAUGAACGAGACAUUCAAGGAGAAGUUUCCUCACAUCAAACUCACCCUUAGUAAGAUUCGCAGUCUGAAAAGAGAGAUGCAAUCAGUCGGGGAGGACUUUGGCCUGCAGCCCGCCACCAUCGCGAUGGCGUUUGUCUACUUUGAGAAGCUGGUGCUGCAGGGGCGACUCAAUAAACAAAACAGGAAGUUGGUGUCAGCUGCCUGUAUCCUAUUGGCUGCCAAGAUUAGCAGUGACCUCAAGAAACAGGAAGUCAAACACCUCAUUGACAAGCUGGAGGAACGCUUCAGGAUAAGUAGGCGUGAGCUGAUAACAUUUGAGUUUACCAUCCUGGUGGCCCUGGAGAUGGCGCUCUACCUCCCGGAGAGUAAAGUCAUGCCACAUUACAGGCGGCUUAUGCAGCGGCAGCAGUUGUAGCUUCAUGAACACAUCUAUAUUUACUGCUGAUUUGCAGUUUUUAAAUAUGCAUUGGUUUCCACAAGCUCUCCUUUUUGUAUGGUAGUGGACAGCUGAGUAGCAUUCUGACUAGAACUCCACCUCAUUUAGUCUCCCUGAGUUCAACAAAUGGAGACAUGUCCAAUCCUCUGCAUACAUAACCCAUAAGGAAUCAUGUGACGUGAAUCAAUCACACCUGUCCAUGGAGGCUGUUGUGACUUGUUUCAUGCCGCAUGAACAAAGAGAAAAGUAGAAGUUAUUUUAUUGCUGGAGAUAAACAAACAGGAAGUCAUCCUUUGGGAAAUAUCACUGUGUGACAGGUACUGGACUUAACCAGCAAUACCAAGCCUCCAAGAAAUUCCCGAAGAUUCCUGUGAAAUGUAAACCCGUCAGUGCACACCAGGAUUUGAUGUAGUUCUCCUAAUCAACUUUUCCAGGUGACAAAAACUACACUCACAGACAGAACCACUUGGGUCUUUUGUCACUUUGUUUUAAAGGAACAAUCUGCCAUCAUAUUAUGCACUUCUAACCAGUAGAGGGCAGCAUUACCUACCAAACCCUAUAUUUACUGAUGAGUUCUUGCUGUAAAGAAGAAUUCUAUUAGGGGCACUGGUCUGGUUCCCCUCAGCUCACACCAAAGGUUUUAUUUUGGCAAAACAUAUAUAAAGUAAAAAGGGUGGACCAGCAGCCAUGUUUGGUCUCUGCUGCUUAUGCACUUUGUCUUGUUGUCCUGUUUUAAAACUCAAACGAACAAAGAUAUUUUUCUACAAUGUUGUUUUGUAUAUUGUAAUGCUGUGCUUGUUGGUUUUUCUAUUCACCUCGGAACAAGCGGAUGUUGUUUCCACUUUCAAAUGUAUUUAGUAUUUUAGUAGUAAAAAAAUGUGUCUUCUCUACAUUAGAGACUUGAUUCUAUGCAGCAUUUAUUGAUGACUGACCUUGUUUCCUAUUGGAUGUAAUGGCACACUUGGCUAUUUACUGUUUGUCUUCCAUUUAUUUAUUACUAUUUCUACAUAUAAGUUUAUUUGAAGUUACGUUUCUAUCAUUUUGUAUUUUGUUUGUUACUGACAAUGUGGUAAAUAAGACUGCAUCCGUUUUCUUCUGUUAUCCUCUCUUUCACAAUGUUACUAGUGAGUAGCAAAAUGAUACUGAAGCAUAGAUGCAUCAUGAAAGACAAGGAGUGAUACUGUGUCCCUCCAUAUGUGUGUCACUUUAAGACAUGACCAAUAAAUCUGCUGUGUGAUUUGAUUG